Molecule: messenger RNA, 1737 nt
Organism: Zea mays
Lineage: Eukaryota; Viridiplantae; Streptophyta; Magnoliopsida; Poales; Poaceae
Product: RNA binding protein
Exons: 4
Coding region: 54-1385 (443 amino acids)
Source: RefSeq, marked validated
CUGCCGCACGCUGCUCCCGCCGCGCCACCAGCUCACCACCGCUGCUAGCCACGAUGCGGUCGCCGCGAAUCCCCGGCCGCCGCGACGCGGCGUCGCCGCAGACGCCAAAGGGGUUCAACCCGGGCGACCCCGUGGAGGUGGUCCCCGACGAGGCAGGCCUGCACGGGGCCCACUUCGCUGCCGUCGUCGUGGGGCCCAGCGCCAAGCCCCGCGGCUACACCGUCGAAUACGACUCCCUCCUCGAGUCCGAGGGCUCCGACCGCCCGCUCCGGGAGGCACUGCCGGCGCGGAGCCUUCGCCCUCGCCCACCGCCGCCGCCCGCGCCCGCAUCGGAGGCCCCGCCCGCGGAGCACGCCGCCGUCGACGCGCUCAUCGACGACGCCUGGUGGCUCGGGGUCGCCCUCGCCCGCGCCGGCGCGCCCAGCAAGGUCAGGGUAUGCUUCCCGGAGACCAGGGAGGUCAUGGAGUUCGACGCCGCCGACGUCCGCCCGCACCUCGAGUGGGUUGACGGCGAGUGGCGCUCCCCAGAUAACAUGGAGAUACCCAAGACAAUGCCAUAUGCAAAAGGAAUGCAAAUUGAAGUUUCCAAGUUGGAAGACAAUUCUGUUGUUGCUUGGUCACCUGCAGUUGUCGCAAAGACUAUCUGGAAGAAUAACCUAUUAGUCGACUACACUCUUUCAAAGUGUUACGGUACUACAUUGUCUGAGGAGAUUGUUGAUGUGAAGCAUGUGAGGCCUUGCCCACCACAAGCAUCAGAGAUUAGUUUCUGCAUCAAUGAUGAGGUUGAAGCAUUCCAAGGUGAUUGCUGGUGGCUAGGGGUGAUUACUAAUGUUCUUCCAGAAUUCAAGUACACAUUUAAGUCAACGCAUUUAGGGACGGAAGUUGAGGUGAACCAGAAAUUUCUGAGGCUUCGAUAUGACUGGGUUGGUGAUCAAUGGGAACAAGAAUCAAAGAAUGUGCCCAAGGCAAAAUUUACACAAGGUGUCAAGGUUGAAGUCUGCAGCGACGAUGAAGGUUUUCGUGGAGCCUGGUUCGAGGCGACUGUUGUUAAAGCUGUCGGCAGCAAGUUCCUCGUGGAGUAUGCUACGCUGAAGGCCGAUGACGGGACCAAGCCUCUGAAAGAAUCUGUAGAAGCACGGCACAUCAGACCUUGCCCUCCAGAUAUCCCUGCCACUGAUGGAUUCAAACUACUUGACGAGGUCGAUGCCUUCUGCAACGACGCGUGGUGGGUCGGUGUGGUAUCCAAGGUCCUCGGCGAGAAGAGGUGCACGGUCUACUUCAGGCCUUGGAAGGAAGAGAUGGAGUUCGAGCAUGCGCAGCUGAGGUUGCACUGUGACUGGAUGGGCGGGAGGUGGAUGCGGGCUUCCCCGGCACUGGAGAUGUGAAGGCUGAAGAGCCACGCGAUGGCGUUAGACAGUAGCUUGGUGAUUGUAUGGGGUAAUACCCAUAGUUAAAAGUGUGUCGUCACUAAGGUACCAUGUUAUGUUGUCUUCCUGCAUGAAGUUGUCCUGUGCCAUCUGCAGCAAGUUGGAUGAUGAUCAUUGUGCAGUUGCUGCAAGUUGCCACACCACCAUCAGGUCUGAAUCUGAACGCUUGCCAAUGGUUGAUCCCAUUGUGUUGUACUAGGAACUAGUAAGCGCAUUCAGCCAGUGUUAAGGGUGAAGAACCGGGAGCUGUGGUGCUAAAUGUUAGGGGUGUCGAGUGAACCCUUAUUGAUCGCCGGCGACUUGUUUGUUU